Alligator mississippiensis (American alligator) is the source of this 3884-nucleotide messenger RNA. RefSeq names its product PAT1 homolog 1, processing body mRNA decay factor (gene PATL1). Gene Ontology annotation, molecular function: RNA binding. Bases 38 to 2305 code for a protein of 755 amino acids. Gene Ontology annotation, cellular component: P-body. Gene Ontology annotation, biological process: P-body assembly; deadenylation-dependent decapping of nuclear-transcribed mRNA. NCBI's taxonomy places the organism in Eukaryota, Metazoa, Chordata, Crocodylia, Alligatoridae. The transcript has 18 exons. The record is from RefSeq and is a predicted model, not a curated record.
CACCUUUGACCCCUGACCCCGGCCCUCCAGCCGCGGGAUGGGCUGGGCCCGGCCGGGGGGGCUGCGGCCGGAGCGGGGGCUGGGCCCGCGCCGGGGGGUCGGGAGUCCAGUGUGCAGCUUUGGGCCUCGCGGCCGGAGGGAUGCGCACACCGCGGGGAGCCGGCCCGGGACGGAAAUGUCCCUGGAGGACUGCCCUCUGGAUGAGGACGAAGAUGCCUUUCAUGCCCUGGGUGAGGAAGAUGAAGAUAUUGACCAGUUCAACGAUGACACAUUUGGAGCCGGUGCUGUGGAUGAUGAUUGGCAGGAGGCACAUGAGCGGCUGGCUGAACUGGAAGACAAGCCUGCAACCACUGGGGAGCAGGAAGAUGGGACAGUCACUGAUGAAAUGGACCUGCUGGGGGACCAUGAAGAGAACCUGGCAGAGAGGCUGACCAAGAUGGUAAUCGAUAAUGAACUGGAAGACCCAGCCAUCAUGCAGGCUGUGCAAACCCGGCUCCCUGUUCAACAUCCAGGAGGACUGAACUCCAGCAUCUGGGAUGGAUCAGCAGUUCUGAGACGCAUCCGAGGGCCGCUUCUCACUCAGGAGAUGCCGUCGGUGUCAGUGCUUGACUACGCCCUGCCUCAGAGGCCACCCCAGGCCCGGGAUGAGGAGCGCGACCUCUCAGAGAGGGCACUGCCCAGGCGCUCUUCCUCCCCUGUCAUUGGAAGCCCCCCUGUCCGCGCUGUCCCCAUCGGCACCCCGCCCAAGCAAGCUGCCAUGCCGAACUUCAACCAGCAGAUCCUAUGUCCAAAGCCUGUUCACAUUCGGGCUCCAAUGCAGCAGCGUUACCCUGCCCCUUACGGCGAGAGGAUGUCUCCGAACCAGCUGUGCAGCGUCCCGAAUUCCUCCCUCCUGGGCCACCCGUUCCCUCCCAACGUCACUCCUGUUCUCACCCACCUGCAGAGAGCACAGCUGCUAGGAGGAGCACAGGCCGGCCGUAUGUCUCCCAGCCAAUUUGCUCGAAUCUCUGGACUCGUUGGCAGUCCCCUCCCAUCCAUGAACCCCAAGUUGCUGCAGGGCCGAGUGGGGCAGAUGGUGUCACCAGCCAGUGGGUUCCGUGCCUUCUUUGGGGCGCCACCCCCUCCAGCACCUCCCUCAGCGCAGCAGCAGCAGCAUCCCCCAUGUCCUGGGUCCCAUUUGCAGAACUUAAGGUCCCAGCCACAGAUGUUUCGACCAGACACGACUCAUCUUCACCCACAGCAUCGGCGACUUCUGCAUCAGAGACAACAGCAGAACCGGAAUCAGCACCGGAAUCUGAACGGCUCAGCGGGGGACCGAGGGAGCCAUCGAAACAGCCAUCAGGAGCAGAUGCAGAAGGACCCCUAUGCCAAUCUUAUGCUGCAGCGGGAGAAAGACUGGGUGUCUAAGAUCCAGAUGAUGCAGCUGCAAAGCACUGACCCAUACUUAGAUGAUUAUUACUAUCAGAAUUACUUCCAGAAGCUGGAGAAAAUAUCAGCAACUGAGGAAAUGCAUGGAGAUGGCCCCAAGAAGGAGCGUACUAAACUCAUCACGCCCCAGGUAGCCAAGCUGGAGCAUGCCUACAAGCCAGUGCAGUUUGAGGGCUCAUUAGGGAAGCUCACGGUCUCCAGUGUGAAUAACCCCCGGAAAAUGAUUGACGCAGUGGUGACAUCCCGCAGUGAGGAUGAUGAGACCAAGGAGAAGCAGGUUCGAGAUAAGAGACGUCAGACACUUGUGACAAUUGAGAAGACAUAUAGCCUCCUCCUAGAUGUGGAGGACUAUGAGAGACGCUAUCUUCUGAGCCUGGAAGGGGAAAGGCCAGCCCUGAUGGAGGAGAGGAAGCAGAAGAUCUGUGACAUGUAUGACAAUCUGAGGGGGAAAAUGCCCAGCCAGGAUAGGCCUAGUGAUGACCACUUUGUACAAAUCAUGUGUAUCCGGAAAGGGAAACGGUUGGUUGCCCGGACCCUCCCCUUCCUGUCCACGGAGCAGGCCGCUGAUAUACUCAUGGCAACAGCCAGGAACUUGCCUUUCCUUAUCAAGAAGGAUGCUCAGGAUGAGGUGCUGCCCUGCCUGUUGAGACCCUUCUCUCAUGUUCUAUAUCAUCUUCCACUGGGAACUGUCACCAGCCUUCUGCAGCAGCUAGCAAACCUACCUCACAGUGCAACAGCGCUGGCACCUGCCAACCUGCACCUCUCAGCUGUGCUCCAGAACAAGUUCGGCUUGUCCCUGCUAUACUUGGUUUUAAGCCGUGGGGAAGAAUUGCAGAGUUCAGAUGCUGCCACAGAACUUAUGCAAGACAACCAGUGAGUUCUUUGCAAAGCUGGAUAAGCCUCCACCAACUUGAUCCUGAUAUCCCCAGUAUGGCCAAGAUGACUCUGGUUCCCAGAUGUUCUUCAGCACAAGUCUUUUUCCUUUGCUGCGACAUCAUUCCCUGCAGAUCCUUCACCUCACAGCCUGGAUACUGGAUGAUUACAAGUAUCAAUGUUCAUAACUGACUAGAGACCUCAUAUCAAGAAGAGACUUUCUUUCCCUUUUCCAGGUGGGUUUGACUCAGCAAGUUUCCUGCUGUUGGCCAGGAUGAGGUAAUCUGCAGAAGAGUAGGGCUGUUCUGCACCCAAGAACUAUAACUCUAAAUUACUUUCUUUAGUGCAAGUAGAACAGUCUGUUCCUAAGUUCAGUCCAGAUGUGCUCCAGUAUCCAUCUCAGCUUAGUACUCACCAGUAAGUGGUCAGACUGGUUCCCCCCAACCCCAAUUCUUGCACAACCUGAAUAAGGUGUUCCUUCCAACACGAGACUGAUCCCCUUUCCCCCUCUCCACCUCCCCUCCCAUCACAUUUUGAUCUGGUACUGGGCUGUUCAGAUUUGAAGAACUAAGUUUUCUACUGAACCUAUCAGUAAAAACCACGUUCUCAAUCUAACACCUCGGUGAAAAAGCUGGGAAGAAAUGAUCCCUCAGGUUUCCCUGCAUAUGGUUUUUCAUCAGGACAGGGUAUCUUUAAAAGACAUGCCACACAUUCCUGUGAACUGCAAUCAUAAUAUCUCACUUCAAGUAACAAUCUACCUUCCAGUCUUUCCAAAAACCAUGCAUGUCCAGAAUGGAGCCAUUAGUCUAUACCUUGGACAUGAGGCAUGCCCUGGCCUCUGCUUACAGAGGACAAAACUGUUCUUCUGGGCAACUUGUCGCCAUGGCAUGACUGGGCUAUAUUGCACAGCAGUCUCCCUCCAGGGACUCCAAAGCAAUCCCUGACUGUGGAAAGACCAAGUGACAAAAAUGCUGAGGGUGAAUUCUCUUAUCAGGCAUGCUCUGCCAAAGCUCAGGUAAUCUUUCCCACACUGCUACAAAAUUUAUCCAACCCAAGCAUUUGCAGAGCAGCACAACAGUUACAAAAAGUUAUGUUGUUCCUGACAACUGGCUGUGUUUUUGGCAACAUGGUGCAUAAAUCAUUUGCUCUGAGAGAGUCUUUCCUCUAAGUAAAUGGGACGCUGCCUCUAAAAGUCUCCCUCAGUGGAGUGUGCUUAUGGACAAAGGAAGGGAAAUACUUUACCUUACAGUAACAGGAGUUUUUAAAGAUGUGUUUUUCCCAUAGGUGUGUUCUGCAGUCUGCCUUCCAUUCCCUUCUUCAAUCUGACCUACCCAUAGCUCUGCAGCUGAGAACUGAAGCAUAGUAAACGUGCACCACCCUUCACACUGUUUGGUGCAGGGCACCUACAUGUUGCUUAGGUACCACUCCAAAAAAUAUCUCUGGACUUGAUCCUGAGGCGCUCACAUAUGUUGCAGACGUACAUAGAGACAGCAUGUUUCAACAUACCACAGCUGCUGGGCAUGAAAUCUUUCCGUUUUCUUGCCUUGCCACCUUCUCAUGCUUUUUUCUCUGCCUAUUUUCCU